ACCAACACUCUCACUGUUGUUCUGCACCCAUACAUUCUUUUGUUAUCUUCUAUAGUCACUCUUUAAGACUACACUAUCGUUAAUACCACACGACAGUCCCGCUCUUCUACACACCACACUCCACGCCACCUAACAAACAACAAUAAACCACCACUACAACACCAAUAACCCCACCUUUUUAAUAAACUGCAAAUAUGCUCGGCAGUACCGUCUUCGCUGCUGUGUUCUUCGCACUCGCUCAGUUCGCUGUCGCUUCUCCCCCCGGCUGCCUCCUCGGCGCCGUCAACCAGUUCAAGGACCCAUCGGACGUCAAGACCGUGUGCAGUGCCAAGGACCUGAGCGAGAAGGUUUCUGGUAUUUGUGGUGGCGACGCGCAGGCUGCUAUGGAAGCGCUUGCGGAUAUCUGCAAUAACGCUGGUGUCAAGCUCUCAUCCACCGACAUCAAGUCCGGCUACGUUUCCGCUUCCGCCGUCGCCUCUGCUUACAUCUCCGCCGGCACCGCUGGCUCCACCCUCGUCGCCAUGUACCCGACUGGCGGCAGCUACAGCUCCGGCGGCAACAGCACCGUCCCCAUGGCCACCGGUGGACCCAAGCCUACUGCUGCCGCCACGCCCUCCGGUAAUGCCCCUGAGGCUACUGGUGCUGCCGGCAAGGUUGAAUUCGGACUCGCCGCUGUUGUUGCUGGUAUGAUGGUUGCAGUUUUGUGAGAACGUGAGAGCAUGAUACACAAAAUGGGGCUUUGACUGGCAUUGGUAUUGGGUUCGGUUUGGUUUGAGAGGGGUGUCUAAAAUAAAAUGGAAAAAGGAUGUGUUUGGGAGCAGAUAUGCUGGUGCUGUGUGUGCGGUAUAGAUUGAUGAUGUGUAGGGUGUACUAACGUGUCGGUUAUAUAUUUGGAAUGCUUAGAAUCUUGCAUAUAUAGACACCUAGACGCUUAUUGC
Messenger RNA from Pyrenophora tritici-repentis Pt-1C-BFP, 938 nucleotides. Its product is annotated as FAP multi-domain protein. The record is from RefSeq and is a predicted model, not a curated record. NCBI's taxonomy places the organism in Eukaryota, Fungi, Ascomycota, Dothideomycetes, Pleosporales, Pleosporaceae.